AUGUCAACACUGGGUCGUAGUAAGACCCCUCAACGGGACGAUACCAACAAAAAACCAAGUGUUUUUGAGAAACUUUCUGGAACAUUGUCCAGAAAGAAGAAGAUUCCAGAAGAUGGAGAGCAUGAUGGACCAGCUGGAGGACAUGCUGGACAACACACUGAGGAGGAUGAGGUUUUGGAGCUCGAGCUCGAAGGACGCGAAGCACUUGACUCGUCGCUGGUUCCAGUACUGGCCAAGAAUAUCUGGCUGGAAGAAAGCGAGACCCGCCGCUACCUGACUAAAGAAACCGCCCGUGACCAGAAGUUGGGACAAGUCGUCGAUUUGCUCAUUUACUGGCUCAAUGACGAGUUGGCUGAUCAAAGAAUCGUCGUUCGUCACAUCCAGGAGGAUCUUUUUGAUGGCCAGAUUAUUCAGAAGCUUUUGGAAAAGUUGGAACAGAUUCGGAUCGAAGUUCCAGAAGUGUCCCAAUCGGAGGAGGGACAACGUCAGAAGCUUCAAAUUGUCAUUCAAACAGCUAAUAGAAUUUUGGGGCAACCCAGAGAUCAGGAGAAGUGGUCCGCUGAUUUGAUUCAUCAGAAGGACUUCACCGCCAUCAUCCAACUACUCGUGCUCAUCGCUCUUCACUAUCGCGCUCCAAUCCGCUUCCCAGACAACGUGGUAGCCAAUGUUGUAGUUGCUCAAAAGGAGCACGGACAAGUGAAAACGCAUCGAAUCACGGAGCAAAUCACGACUGUCCAAACCGAGCUCGCACCAAAAGGAACCCGCGAUGCCUUCGAUACACUUUUCGACUACGGACCCGACAAGUUGGCUCAUGUGAAGACGUCGCUUUUGGCGUUCUGUAAUAAGCAUUUGAAUAAGAUCAAUCUAGAAGUCUCGGAUUUGGAUUAUCAAUUCCAGGAUGGUGUAUUCUUGGUGCUUCUUGUUGGUCUCUUGGAGGGAUACUUCGUCCCGCUGUACCAUUUCAAUUUGCAAGUUCAUGGACACGAGGAGAAGGUCAAGAAUGUGCAAUUUGCGUUUAAGUUGAUGGAAGAUGCUGGAUUGGAGAAGCCAAGAAGUCGUGUUCAGGAUAUUGCCAAUGGAGAUGUUAAGAGCACCCUCCGACUUCUCCACUUGCUCUUCACCAAAUACAAGCACAUCUAA
Messenger RNA from Caenorhabditis briggsae, 1140 nucleotides. It is a transcript of the gene Cbr-pat-6, whose product is annotated as Protein CBR-PAT-6. The record is from RefSeq and is a predicted model, not a curated record. Gene Ontology annotation, biological process: substrate adhesion-dependent cell spreading; cell projection assembly; establishment or maintenance of cell polarity. Gene Ontology annotation, cellular component: actin cytoskeleton; focal adhesion; cytoplasm. The transcript has 6 exons. NCBI's taxonomy places the organism in Eukaryota, Metazoa, Nematoda, Chromadorea, Rhabditida, Rhabditidae. Bases 1 to 1140 code for a protein of 379 amino acids. Gene Ontology annotation, molecular function: actin binding.